This is a messenger RNA of Aureobasidium musti, 1953 nucleotides long. NCBI's taxonomy places the organism in Eukaryota, Fungi, Ascomycota, Dothideomycetes, Dothideales, Saccotheciaceae. The record is from the annotation of a GenBank genome assembly.
AUGUACACUGCCCCUACUGCUCAACCUCAACCUCCUUUCCAACAACCCUAUCAGAGUGGUUAUGUUCAGCCUCAAUAUCCUGCGGUAGCGGGAUAUCCUCAACCUCCGUACCAGCCCGCUCCUGCACCAGUGGCAUACGGAGCUCAGCAAUAUCAACAACCUUAUGCUGCUCCAUCACAGAACGGACCUGAUGUUUUCAUAGACNCCCCUUUGAAGAAGCAANAGGGAAAUCCUGUCAUCACCCGCUAUCCUCCGCNNCCCCCUGGUUACAAACAGCAACCAACAUAUACCGCGGCCUCGUACGCAGCACCAACUUAUCCCACACAUCCUCCAGCGCCUCAAACAGCUUAUCCUGGGACGGCGUAUCAAGGAUAUCAACCUCCAGUCACCACAGCGUAUCCUCCAACGACAACUUAUCCUACUCAGGCGGUAUAUGAUCCAAACCAAGCUUACCAGCAGCCACCAUACCAACCACCGCAAGCUGCACAGCCUUAUGCUGUGGCAGCACCAGUAUCGUCGUAUCCCGUGCCAGCUCCUGCAUAUCCACCCCAGGAGCAUUCGGGUUACUAUGAUGCAAACGGUGCAUACGUAGCGGCGCCUUCUGCCCAUCCAACGCCGUACAUGGAUACUUCUGCGUAUCCCGCCCCUUUGAGUGAAGACGGAUAUGCUGCAUCGCAUACACGACAGUCUAGUCUCGACUUUGGCCUUGAUUUCGAUUUUGAUGGCGAAGUUGGCGUACCGGCUGAGGAGGUCGUGCCAGAGCUGAGCCUUGGUCUGAUCACAUGGCAUCCAGCCCUACCUACUAGCAAGCCCUUACCAUCCAUCUUCGAGGAAGUCGGACCAAAAUGGACCGAAUCUGUCAAGGCAGCUGAAGGAUCACACAUCAGUGUCACAUCGGAGUUCUUCCCUGACGACAUGUCUGUCGACAUCAGACUCAGCGUGCGAGACACAGACGAGUGGCAGAAGGUCAAAGACGAUCUCAUCUUCGUUGAGUUUGACAAGACAGCUGUGACAGUGCCACUUCUUACUGUCAUUGCAAACCGCGACCGUCCAGAUCCUGUUACCGAGCAGCUCGAACCAGUCAUCCAGCACAAGGAUGGUAUGCCAGAGGCUUUGCAUCCAUUGCAGGUGCAGCAAUCUGUUGCAGGAGCAGAGGAUGAGCAGUCGGAUGGAGAUCAGGCUAUGGACAUGAGCGACGAUGACGACGAGCCUGUCAAGCCUGUCAUUCAGCCAACAAUCCAACCUCUCGCUCAUCCCUUGCCCCGACCAGUAACUCAAACAGCUCCACCCGUGAAGCAGGUUAUCAUCCUUGACACUCUUGAGCUGGCUCUGGGCCCCAAGUCGCCUCGAANNAGAAUGACAGACAACCGUCCCGAGCUUCUGCUCGUCACUCAAGAUCGCGUUCGCCCGAAAAGCGUAAUAGCAGACAGGGUUCGCAACAGCCCAAGGCCAAGCCUGCUCCCCUUCCCANAAGACUCCGCGCAGGAAAACAUCUUGGCGGCACUCGGUGUCGAAGGUUCACCAAAGAUGGUUUAUCCCACCCCACCUCCUGCUCUGGGCUUGCCAGUACCUCCAGGCAAUCGCANNAAAAUUACUCCUCCCGGCGGCUUUGCACCUACAAAUCAGCGUUUCGCGUAUGGUCCUCAGUUCCCUCCUCCGCCACCACCUCGCGAAAGCCGUUCGCCUUCCUUCGAUCCAUGGCGCGCUCACGAUCCCGCCAGUCCCAAGUCUACUACCUCUCAGCACACAGCAGCUGGUUCAGACUUUCACGGGGACAAUGUCAUGGUCGACUUGGACGCCACCCCCAAAGCCAAGGCACCAGUCACCACUGAGAAAUCAGGCAGUGGCAGGAAGCGUACUUACGAAGAAGUGGCUGCUGCUGAAGGACGCCGCAGACAGGAUGAUGACACUCCCAGAGCACGACGCAUGCGACAAAGUAGACAAGACGUCUAC